Messenger RNA from Ogataea philodendri, 561 nucleotides. RefSeq lists its product as uncharacterized. The transcript has 2 exons. The coding region runs from base 1 to 561 and encodes 186 amino acids. The record is from RefSeq and is a predicted model, not a curated record. NCBI's taxonomy places the organism in Eukaryota, Fungi, Ascomycota, Pichiomycetes, Pichiales, Pichiaceae.
AUGGUCAAUUCCCAAAGACGUUAUUCCGCAAGCGGUGGGACUCUCAAAUAUGUUGGUGGAGUCAUACUCACCACCAACUCCCACCUCGUAAACGGCGGUGUCAACAUUUUCACUGGAGAAUGCAUGGAAAGACAACAGGGUCAAAAACCGGAAGUAUGCUGGCUUCACCCCUGGACCCAUAUUAGGGAACUUGUCCAGAUCCGAAGAAGUCGAAUUGAGUCUGUCCCAGAUAUCGAAAAAACCUAUCUUAGUAAUCUUGGCACCAGGAACUUGAACGGGAGAACGAUACUGGUUCAAGAUGCUGGUGGCAAAUGCACAGGUAGAUCCUUUGCCCUUGGUUCCCGUGACGUGAAUGACAUUGAGCCUGUUCAAAUCCUGUGGCUUGUAUCCAAUCCGUCUUGUCCACUCGAUCAUCUCAGGAAUCAAAACAGCAUUUUUGGCGCCAGCGGUCAACCGAGCAGCUUCUAUAGUGGCGAAGUUGGACUGCAAAGAAUUCAGCGCAUUAAUGGCAUCCUUGUAUGUGCGCUUUAUCAUGCUACUGGGUGGUUGGCUGUUGCCUGA